Messenger RNA from Salvia hispanica, 1611 nucleotides. RefSeq names its product taxadiene 5-alpha-hydroxylase-like. The record is from RefSeq and is a predicted model, not a curated record. Gene Ontology annotation, biological process: sterol metabolic process. NCBI's taxonomy places the organism in Eukaryota, Viridiplantae, Streptophyta, Magnoliopsida, Lamiales, Lamiaceae. Gene Ontology annotation, molecular function: heme binding; oxidoreductase activity, acting on paired donors, with incorporation or reduction of molecular oxygen; iron ion binding.
UAGGAUGGAGUCGACGAUGAUUAUGUUGUGGGUGGUGGCGUUUGUGUCUGUGGUUUAUUUGGUGAUGAUGAAGAAGGGGAUUGGGAAGAGAAGGCUGCCACCGGGGUCGUUAGGAAUCCCGUUAAUCGGGCAAACCCUGGAGCUUCUUAAGGAGAUGCGAGCUGACACAGCUGAGGAGUGGUUCCAACAAAGGGCCCGAAAAUACGGACCGGUUUCGAAGAUGAGCUUAUUCGGAAAGCCGACAGUGUUACUAACGGGCCAAGCAUACAACAAAUUCAUAUUCACCAACGACGCGCAGACGUUCUCUAACAAGCAGCCACCGUCGGUGCGGCGCCUGCUCGGCGAGAGGAAUUUGUUCGAGAUGAUCGGUGAAGAUCACCGGCGGAUGAGAGGAGCAAUCCUUUCCUUCUUGAAGCCAGAAGCCCUCAAACAGUAUGUGGGGACGAUGGACAAUGAGAUCAGGUUGCACCUCGCCCAAUAUUGGCAUCACGAUCAUGUUAUCUCGGUGAUGCCGCUGAUGAAGACACUGACGUUCAAUAUGAUUUGCACGCUUCUGUUUGGAAUAGAGAGAGGAGAGAGAAGGGAAACCCUAGUGCAUCUCUUCGAACAACUGAUAGAGGGAACGCUUGUUUUACCGAUAAAUCUCCCCUUUACGAGCUUCAACAGAAGCAUACGGGCGAAAUCGAAAAUUGGAGCCAUGAUAAGGACACUGAUGCGCGAGAAGAGGGAGAAACUCGCCAGAGGAGAACCUGCACACGAUCUCAUCUCCCGCUUGCUCACCAUGUGUGAUGACUCCGGCUCCCCGCUCUUGUCUGACCAGGAAAUCGAGGACAACUGCACCUUGGCGAUGAUCGCCGGCCAUGAAACCACCUCCACGCUUCUCACAUACAUAGUCAAACUCAUAUCUGAACACCCCAAUAUUUAUCAACGUCUCCUCAAAGAGCACGAAGAGGUUGUGCGAGGGAAGAAGGGGGCAAGUGAUCCUCUAACUUGGGAAGAUAUUGGUAAGAUGAAGUAUACAUGGAGAAUUGGGAUGGAGGCGCUGAGGAUGUAUCCACCGAUAAUAUUCGUGUUUAGGACAGUGCUUCGUGAUAUUGAGAUAGGAGGAUAUGUUAUUCCUAAAGGAUGGCAUGUGCUCUGGACAACAUGCAUGACGCAGUUGGAUGGAUCCAUAUACCCGGAUCCGCACAAGUUCAACCCCUCCCGUUUCGAAGAUCAAGCAGCGAUGCCACCGUAUACCUUUGUACCGUUUGGAGGAGGUGCGAGGCUUUGCCCAGGCAACGAAUUUGCAAGAAUGGAGACGUUGGCUAUGAUUCAUUACUUGGUCACUCGCUUCACUUGGACGCUCUGUUUGGAAGAGAAUACGGUCAGUAGAGAACCCAUGAUGGCUUUCAAACAAGGACUACCCAUACACAUUAACAACAGAGAACCUUAUAAAACAUGAUGCAGUUUGUUACCUUUAUUUACUAGCAUAAUUCACACUUUCUCGUUAAAGGGUGAAAUAAUAAAUAUACUAGCUAGUAAUGAAGGUGAAAUAAUAAAUAUUACUUGUACGUGACUCAAUUUCUCAAAAUCAACUCGUAUAAUCAUAUUUGCAAUUAAGUCACUCAA